This is a messenger RNA of Staurois parvus, 322 nucleotides long. The record is from the annotation of a GenBank genome assembly. NCBI's taxonomy places the organism in Eukaryota, Metazoa, Chordata, Amphibia, Anura, Ranidae.
CAUUGAUAGGUGGCAUUGACUGGCACUGAUGGGUGACACUGAAAGGCAGCUCAGAUGGGCACUGAUAUGUGGCAUUGAUGUGCACUGGUAGGCACUGAUAUGUGGCACUGAUGUGGCACUGAUGGGCACUGGCACGAGACACUGAUGAGCACUGACAGCUGGCACUGAUGGACACUGACAGGUGGCACUGCUGGGGCUACAAUGAUCAUCAGGGCACACUGAUCAUCAGUGCCCUGAUGAUCACUAUCAGCGUGACAGCUCGAGAGGAGAUAAAUGCCGAUAACCGGCAUUUCCCUGUUUACAUGUGAUCAGCUGUGAUUGG